CCUUUUUUUAAAUCUUACUCUUACUUUAGGAGAGAUGGUGUGUGCUGCAGGCUGCUAUAAGUGGAUCCUCUGAGAUAUCAAGCUUGAGUGCCUCACAAAAAUGAAUGCUCUGACAGUCGGGUGGUUUGUAAUUCUGGCCCUAAUAAAAAAUUUUUCUUGUACCCAACCAUACUUCACAACAGAGGUUACUCCCGUGACUGGUAAAGAGGGGUCCUGUGCUGAAAUUCAAUGCAAUGUCUCUAAGGAAAUUGAGACUGAUGGAGCAUACUGGUUUUGGAUAAAGAAUUCAACUUGGUCAGAAAAAGAUGGAUGGUUGGGCACUGUCAUUUACAGCACAAAUGACGCAGAACGUCCUGUCAAUUCAGACUUUAAAGGCAGAGUGGAAUAUAUCGGCUCUCCACCUUCAAGUUGGAAGGAUUAUAGUCCAAACUCACCAAAGUCCUGCAAUAUUUUAAUCUGUAACCUGAGCAAAACUGACAAUGGAAAUUAUUCUUUCAGAUAUGAAGGAAAAGAUAGGGAUAAAUGGAAAACUGAGCCAUCAGUGAUCCUCACUGUUAAAGAAAAUCCAUGCCCACUCACUUUCGAGAAACCACCCAUUCUAAAUGAGUCGGAGAUUAUAACGCUCACAUGCUCUACUUCAAGUUCGUGUCCUUCAAACCCAGAAAUUGAAGGUUUGACACAGCUGACGCCAACUCCGACCUCAAAGCCUCAGCAAAUAGAGGAAAAGCAGAAAAGCACCACAGUCAGUUUUCCAGUCGACUGGCAGGAUGAUGGGAAGACGUUUUCAUGCAAAACACUAGAUGACGAAUAUUUGAUUCAAAAUAUCAGUAUAACUGUCGAAUAUGGUCCCAGAGAAACACAGGCUAAAAAAAGCCUUGAUACUGUUGUUGAAAAUCAACCUGUGACACUCACUUGCUCUGCAAAAGGACGUCCUGACCCCACCUUCAUCUGGUUUAAAAAUGAACACAAGGAAUUUACAGGGGCAGUAUGGACGAUCUCAUCAAUUAAGGAGUCACAGAGUGGAGAAUACCAUUGUGAGGCUAAAAACACACAUGGCAAAGAAAAAUCAAACCCAGUUAAUAUAACUGUUGAAUAUCUGCCUGAGGUUGAGGUGAUUCCAGCUCCUUCUCUAGUUAAACAAGGAGAUAAAAUGACUUUGACAUGUAAGGUGAAAAGAAGCAACCCAAAACCUACAACCUAUAGGUGGUUUCUGAAUGAGACAAUUAUUAAUCAAAAGAAGACUCAACAUUAUGUUGUUGGAACAAUCAGGCCUGAGGACAGAGGCCUCUACACAUGUCAAGCCACUAACACCGUCGGUGCUGGAAAAAUAUCCAAACCUGGUCUUAUUGACGUUCAAUAUGGCCCGAGGAAGACGAACAUAUCCAUGGGUAAAGAGGAUAAAAGAGUGAGAGUUGGUGAAUCUUUAACAUUCACCUGUAACACUGAUGCCAAUCCUGCCGCUGAGACGUACUCCUGGUACCGAUUCAACACAAAUAAACAGACUGACUCCUUACAGUGGAAGUCCAAGACAACUUAUGGCAGUACUCUGUAUUUGGGCAAUGUACAAAGAGCUGAUGAAGCAUAUUACAUGUGCAACGCAACCAACCACAUCAGUACAGGGAAGAAUAGUGAGCAAGUGUAUAUACAAGUACUCUAUCCUCCCACCAUACCCAACCUGUCUAUGGACACUGAGGUCAAGGAAGGUCAGCUCAUCACCAUCACCUGCACUGUGGAGAGCUUCCCACUGUCAGAGCUCACCCUGACAAGGACUUCCUCAUCAAAUCCUCAGCGUCCACAAGUGUUUGUCACUCAACCUGAUCAUUUGCACCCCAACACUCUCAAUCACACAUUUAAUGUUACUUCAACCCACACAGGCUCUUACGUCUGCGAAGCUAAGAGCAGUGAAGGUUCAAAGAAGAGCGAACCACGGAAGUUGGUGGUGAAAUAUCAUCCCAAAAACGUGACCAUACAAGCUACGCCCGACUUUGUUGUGGAAGAAAACAGGACGUUGACGCUGCAGUGCAGUGCCCAUUCUCACCCACAAGUGACCUCCAUCACCUGGAUGAAGAUGGUCGAUGGAAAGAGUAAAGUCAUUCGGAAGACGCUCGCUCGUUCCUUUGACUUAAAGUCUGUCAGUCCCUCUGACAGCGGGUGGUACAGCUGUGCAGCCAGUAAUGAGAUUGGAACUGGAAACUCACAGCAAUCUGAAGUUAAAGUCAAAUAUCCUCCAAAACACACAAAGAUCACAAGAGCAGCAGAGCAGCAUAACAGUGACGGAAUGAGCUCUGUGACACUGAGCUGCAGCAGUGACAGCUAUCCCGAGAUCAAACAGUACUUUUGGUACAAGAUAAACAAGAACAAAAAGGAUGAAAAGGUCUCUGAACGUCAGAAUUUCACAGUGUAUUCAGAUCAACCAGGAAGCUACUACUGCAUCGCCAAAAAUGAAGUCUAUGAAAGAUUGUCCAGCCCGGUCCACAUGUUUGACCGAAGCCUUUUGAAGGCCGUGCUCAUCUUCAUUGUUCUUCUUAUUCUGCUCAUCUUUGUGAUUGUCUUUUUCUACAGACACAGGAGGCGGAAAUCAAUUCAGCAAAGAGCUAAGAACACACCGCCCUGUUUUGGUUUGCUGGGUUUUGGGAAUGGCGCCAAGAGGAGGAAUCGGAUGAACCAUCCCGGCACGGCAGAGCCUUUCAGGAGCAGAGAUGACCUCUUGCCAGACCAGCCACGAUGCCAGCCUCCUCCAGACAGCACGCCUGCGUCUAACAUCAACACUGUUUACUGUACUGUGAAUCUGCCUCCCGGAAAACAAGGUCCUUCUGCACCAAAGGCAGUCAGACAGCAAGGUGGACAAACACAGGAGGAUUCUCUCAACUACGCAUCAUUACACUUUGGAAAUGAGCAAAAGAACAAACAGGCAAAAGCAGCAGAGGAUGUGUAUGCCAUGGUAUCAAAGCACAAGCCACCUAAAAAGAUUAAAGAGAAGCUGGAGGACUACGAGAACGUCCACGCAGCACGCACAGCCAAAGCUCCAGAUCCACUGGCUUAUGACACAGACACCAGUGAGGAUGAAGUAGAGCUCAAUUACUCACAGGUGAACUUCACGGCAAAGCCUGGACAUCAGAGAGCCAGACGAGACUCGAGCAGCUCUGAUGAAGACAAGACGCAGUACUCUGAGGUCAAACUCUGAGUUUACAUACUCUUACUUUACAAGUACAGCCAAUUUCUU
Molecule: messenger RNA, 3223 nt
Organism: Epinephelus lanceolatus (giant grouper)
Lineage: Eukaryota; Metazoa; Chordata; Actinopteri; Perciformes; Serranidae
Product: B-cell receptor CD22
Source: RefSeq, a predicted model, not a curated record